UUGUCCUCCAGUUUCCCUGCUGUCGCUCCCUGAGGUUGUGAAUCUCCACAGUGUGUGUUGAACCACCCCGUGGACAGACGCGCCUCCCUGGUCUACCAAAGAUCCGGACCCUUAAAAGCCCAGAACAAUGCCAGGUGCGCAUUGGAAAGGAUAGAGAGGGCGGAGGACCGGUGGACACCCUGCUGUCCGGCAACCCGGGGGCGCGCUUUGUUUAAGGACCUUUCUGCUGUUUAAGCCAAAAGAAGACCAAAAAAAAAAACAAAACAAAAAAAAAACAUCUCACGAAAAUGGAUCCUUUGCGAAAUGGGAAUAAUUGUGAGGAAGACACCCAAUGUGCUGAGGAAGAAGAAGAAGAUGAAGAAGAAGAAGUGGAUCCUAGAAUCCAGGGAGAGCUGGAGAAGUUAAACCAGUCCACCGACGACAUUAACCGCUGGGAGAGUGAACUGGAGGACUGCCGUCAGAGGUUUCGUGCCGUCCUGGUGGAGGCCACAGUGAAGCUGGAUGAGCAAGUGAAAAGGAUUGGACGAGCCGUGGAUGACUCCAAACCAUAUUGGGAAGCACGCAAAGUGGCAAGACAGGCGCAGGUUGAAGCCCAGAAAGCCACUCAGGAGUUCCAGCGGGCCGUGGAAAUCCUACGUGCGGCCAAGGAAACCAUCGCCCUGGCCGAGGAGAGGCUAUUGGAGGAGGACAGCCGCCAGUUUGACUCCGCCUGGCAGGAAAUGCUCAACCAUGCAACACAGAGGGUAAUGGAAGCUGAGCAGGCAAGAACACGCAGUGAAGCUGAACACAGAAAAACAGCAGCCAAUUACAAUUCCUCCAUCAGCCAUAUGAGGCAGCUAGAGAAGAAACUCAAACGCUCCAUUAACAAAUCCAGGCCAUAUUUUGAGCUGAAAGCCAAGUAUUAUCUCCAGCUUGAGCAACUUAAGCAUCAUGUGGAUGAGCGUCAGGCUAAACUUGUGGUCGCUAAGGCAGAGUAUCGCGCAGCUCUACGCAACCUAGAGAGCAUCUCUGAGGAGAUCCAUGCACAGAGACGCUCCCUCGCCAUGGGAACCAGAGAACAGGGUGUCGGUGCAGAGGGUGACGGAGGCAGCGACGAUAUAGCUAACUUCAAGAUGGAGUCAGACGGUUUAUCGAUGGUGUCAGUGUCGAUUGACGAAGAGGGCAGUCACAGUAGCAGCUCAGAGGAAGAGGCCGACCCCGGCUCCCCCUCCUCAUCCCGAGCCAUGCCCUCAUCUUCCUCCCCUCCCUCCUCCCCUGCCUUGACACCCCUCGAAAUGCCCUUCAGCCCCUGCUCCUAUAUCUCCGCCUCACCUUCCUCCUCCUCCUCCUCCAUCUCCAUCGGGUCCUCCUCUUGUCCUGGUGCAGUGGAGUUACCCAGCCCCUGUAGUUCUCAUGACCCAGACUCAGUGUGUGGUUCUGGGCAUGCCUCACCUCUCCUGGGCCCUCGCAGCCAGUGCAGUGGAGCUUCCUCUCCAGACUGCGAGCAGGAGAGAGGCGACAGAGCAGACGGAGCAGAGGCCACAUUAGAAGCCGGUCUGAAGAAGCUCACCUUAACUGUAGCACAAAACCAGAAAGAGGACUCUGGAGAUGAACAGGACGACCCCUGUUACCCGAGCCCUGAAAUCCCCUCUUCCAGCUCAGCUACUACCAUUUUACUGCUGAACAGCGUCUAAUGUUGCACCUUUAACGUUAACGUCGAGUGUGAAAACUGGUGUAGGUUUAAGCUCUCACCGUAACCAAUGAGAGAGAGCGAACUGUGAGCUCUGAGAUGAAGUCGACCGGUGUCACAUUAAAGGUGCUAUAGUAUUGUAUUUAAACAUUAGUCUGUCAGUGUUAAAUAGCCAUGUGGACAAGUAUUGCUAACAAACAUGAGUAGGAAUGGGAGUUACCAUCUCAUUUCACUCCAGUGGUAUUACUAGUGCUUUGUCAUUUUAAGAACUUCAUUUCCUCUUGUAAAGAGGAUGCUCUAUGUUGCCAACGUACUGAUGCCACUAAACAUUUCUGAUGAGAGAAGAACACCUUUUUUGUGCCAUAAAUACAUUUCCUUCUGCAUUAUACAUGUUAUGUAAUUUCCAACCCAUUAGCACAAUUUAGAGCCUCUCAGCAGUAGUGUAGCUUAUUACCAAUGUGUCCAAGUUCAUGUGGUAAAACUUUUGGUGUUAAAAUACUAUAGUUCCCAAUACUAUGAGACAUUUUGUCCUCAAGUGAAUAAUGAGCCUCUUUUUUUUGGCUUUGAAUCUCCACCGGAUGAAAAUCAAACUGGAUCACAGUAAUUCCUGCUUAAAUUCAGAUGUAGUCUAUGGAGACAUUUUCAGAGGAAGAUGGAAGCUGAAGUGUAAGCAGAGCACCAAACAGAAGAAGAGACUCCAGUGGGAGUUUGUAGACACUAAUGGUCUUCCAUUGAGAUUUGUGAAUGAGUGAGUGAGUGUGUUAUUAAAAGCAGAUCAGUAUCUGAUUUGUGUGUGUGGACAUUUUUUUAUUGUGUGUCUUUUGUGUGUUUGAGAAAAAGUCAAAUGCUACCCUGUAGUACAAAUACUCUAUAUUUAUACUCCUGUAUUCUUGUAUAUGAACUAUGUUUUGUGGUUAUUCUUGUUGUAUGUAUAACACAAAAUAAAUGUGCUUCACAUAACAGA
Molecule: messenger RNA, 2633 nt
Organism: Sphaeramia orbicularis (orbiculate cardinalfish)
Lineage: Eukaryota; Metazoa; Chordata; Actinopteri; Kurtiformes; Apogonidae
Gene: sh3bp5a
Product: SH3-domain binding protein 5a (BTK-associated)
Exons: 9
Coding region: 288-1673 (461 amino acids)
Biological process (GO): intracellular signal transduction
Cellular component (GO): cytoplasm
Molecular function (GO): protein kinase inhibitor activity
Source: RefSeq, a predicted model, not a curated record